Messenger RNA from Nezara viridula (southern green stink bug), 5597 nucleotides. NCBI's taxonomy places the organism in Eukaryota, Metazoa, Arthropoda, Insecta, Hemiptera, Pentatomidae. The record is from the annotation of a GenBank genome assembly.
AUGAAUGGCAAUGAAGUAGACAAGACUAAUGGGUCGAAGAGGGGUGGGUUCGAAACACGUCCAGAAGGACGAGGGUUAUUCCUAGCGGCCGCAUGUUGGCAGCAGUGUUUAAUUAGCGGCAGGCAGGUUAGAGCUGGUGGAGAGAGAUGGCGGAGAGAAAGGAGGGAGAUAAGCAGGACAAAGGACACCUUGCACAGCGCUCCCCCGACCCUCUCCUUCUCUCUCAUUUAUCGCCGUCGACUGGAACAAUUUGAGCUAAAUGGCGAGGGAUAUAGGAGAUCCCAAGGUGUUGGGAAGUUGAUGGUGGCACUGGAGCUGCUGGAGUUUGUUAUUCCAGCGGUGUCCUGCCUGGAAUUCAAUUGCGGGGUCAUCUUAUCUGCCUCAUUUGUCUGGGUCCCUUCAGCCACCUUCCUAAUUUAUAGUUCGGCGCUGAUGCAGAUCGUUGAAGUGUACAAGGAGAUCCAGGCCCAACAGAUGAACAUUCUGAAGGCCUUUUACGUGGAUCUUCUUGUGCCUUUGGAAACCAAUCUGGAAAAAGACACCAAAGUCGUUCAAGGCAGCGAGGCAAAGAGGUUCCUACGGCAGUUAACCUCAUCCUCAUUCAAUAUCCCCGAGUGCUCCGGGGCUCCAAGUCGGUCCUCCCGCCUCAAUGAAUAUUCAUUGAUAAAGGCAGUAUCCCCGUUAAUGCCAUUAGCUGAUAGCAAGAUGGAGGAAGGGGGACGAAGAUAUCUCGGUGUGACCGCUGACUCGGAGCAGAAAAGAUUUUUGCAGCAGCAUAAACAAAGGUCAGAAACUUACAGCAAAGCGGCAGCUACGAUGAAGAAACAGAGAAAGAAGCAGAGGAAUGCUUCCAAAACAGGAAUCGCAAUGGACAAGGAACUCAAGAGUAUGCAGAUUCUUGAAGAGGAAAGGAACAAACUUGAUGCUUUCUGUGAACAGAGUCUUAAAAAUGCAAUGACUCAGGAAAGGAGAAGAUACGGAUUCGUACUGGAAAGACAAUGCUCCCUGGCCAAACACUACCUAGCUUACCACACCGCCGGCCACUCUUUGUACCAGGCCCACUUGGACCAGUGGCAAGAAGUGGCCAAGAGCAGGGAAGUGCUUCCUCAAUCGGUCGAGAACAUGUUUGCUAACAAAUUGACACAGGUGAGCUUCUGGGCCGAAGAUGGCUCCCCGAAACUUGAUGAAGACAGAGUAUCGCUGACAUCACAGCUGAGGAAAACCAAGUCUGUCGAUGCUUCCUGCUUGGACAUGAGGGCUAUGGGCGACAUGUCAAGCCCGCCUUCACUUCAUCCUCUCGCCAGAGCUAAAUCUGACUUCAAUCUUACUUCGUCUACUAAUUCUCUAACUCAUGAAAUGAAUACACCAGAAAGAAGACCCAAAUCAAUGGCGGUGCCCGACACCAGUACAUGGGAUACGCCGCUAGCCAGGGCUCUUUAUGCCUAUUUGUCUUCUGGAGAAAAUCAGCUUAGUUUCCUUGAAGGAGAUGUUAUAGCUCUAAUGGGUGAGAGGAACAAAGGAUGGCAAUUUGGAGAAAAUCUUAGAACUCAGUGCAGCGGAUGGUUUCCACUUGCCUAUACUGAACCAUUUAUUGAUGAUACAGCUACGAGCGCAUCAUCGCCUACUCAUCGAAGGACAGAAGAAGCAUCAUCAGGUUUUCUUGGUGCUGUUGGAAGAGGUAACCGAGGUCCUCCACAUCUGACAAGAUUUGGUGAUACUCUAGCUUUGAGGAAUAAUACUCAGGUCCAAGAAGGUCGCGGCGGCCCACCCAGUGGCCCAGCCCCUACCGUUCCAUUGCCAAAGCCGACUGUACGCCCAGGUGUUUCAAAACCAGGAGUUGUUCCCAAUCCAGCUUCACUUCAUUCUAGCAACGACAGUGGGUUCAGCAACGAUCCCCCUCCUGCUCCCGAAGUGGACUACUCCGAUGAUGAAACAAACAGAGACACCAUCGUUCGGAGGAAGGACGACACCAUGAGAUCUUGGACAGACGACGAGUGGUUCGAGAAGUCAGCCUCAAUGGUGCGCCAAACGUCGAGUGCUAGUCAUCUUUCCACUCUGGGCAGAAAGGAAGUAGAUCCUCGUCUGCGCCAGGCUCGUCGCCAGCUCAAAGCCCUUGAAAUGCCGUAUGAAAAGAAAGUGAAAAGAACAAAAUCUCUUUGGAAGUUCAGAAAUCGUGAAGACGAAGGAGUUGUAGAAGGGAUGGCCAUGUGGCGGCAUAGAUCGUUGAUAGAUAUCUCCCAAGAAGAGGCAAAACAGAAAAAGAUGUUAACUUUGAAGAACAGAAGGAUGCCUCCACAAAAUAAUUCAGAAGAUUCACCUGAUACUGAUUCGUGUAUUGUUGUCAACGAUCAUCACAAGAAAACCGAUGAGACAUCCACAAUGCUUCCAAGAACUCGUCUUAUAAGGAAAAAGGAAACCACGACAACUGUCGAACUCCACCAGAGUAGAAUUGGUACUGCGCAUCCUUGGUACAACUCCUGGGAUGAAAUCAAUGCCUGAUACGGUAUUCAUUUACUUAUUGGUGUUGGAAUAUUGUAUUAUAUUUAUGUAUCAAUCUAUGUAAUUGUUAUUGCUCAAAGUUACUGUAAGUCAAAAUGUUGUUAUGUUUAUAUUGCUGUAUAUAGUGAUAUUUUGCAAGUUACAUUAAUGAUAUAAUUUAUCCACUGUCCUCAGUACUUCUAAAAACAAAGUUAGAAGUACUAGAGGUGAUAUUAUUACACUUCAAUUUAUAUAGAAAAAAAAAAUCAGAUGUUUAAUAUCUUUUAAAUAUAACAAUACCACAACAAAUUAAUAUAAAAAUAAUUAUUAUUGUAUUAACCCUUUUUAAAUUAUCUGGAUUAUAUUAUUAUUUUUAGAUUAGGCAUGUUUUAUAGUAGAAAUUCUUUAUAAUUUCUUUUUUUGAGAAAUUUCUUCAUUGUUACUCUUAUUUUUCAGAGGAAAUGUAUUUGCUACAGUGAAGUUGAAGAAAACAAAAACAAAUGACAGGUCUGCUCCUAUAAUUAUGUAAACCUCUGAUGUAAUAGUUUGACAUUACCGUCUUCCUUCAGUUUUCGUUUCCGUUAUUCUGGGAUUUUUUAUUUUUUAUAAUGUGACACUUAUUUUUAAUAAUCGAAAUGAAGUGCUCACAGUUGAAUAUUAAAAAUAAUUUAUCAGCAAUUAUUGAUAAGUGUAAAAGUAUAUAUGUAAAUAUAUGAAUUGUUAAUAUGUAUAUAUUAGUCAGAACUUAAUUUAGUCAGUAUUUUAAUUUUUUUUCUUUUCCUUUUAAAUUCAUCAUUUGAAUUGCUGUAAAUUAAAAAUAAAAAUAAAAAAUCUGGCAAUUUUGUAAAAUUUGCUCACAUCGUCGUAUAGAAUGGCAGGCCUACUGUGCAAUGAUUAAGUUAAUAUACAUUUAUACGUAAAUGGCAUUGUGUGCGAGUGUGUGCCUGUUGUCCAGGUUCCAACUGUAAAUAGACUUUGUGUUUCUGAUAAGAAACUAUCCGUCCAAAUGUGCGUUUGUGGUGUUGUUUCAUUGUAGCAAAGAGUAUAUAUAUAAAUAAAUAUCUAGAUGUAUAUUUUUAACAUUAUUGGUUUACUUAGCCAAAGAUAUAUAACAAGUAUUAUUUUCUGAACAAAAAUUCAAAUUAUAUUUUUUAUGUUUUAAGAUUUUAAUUUCAUUUUCUUAUAGGAUAGCAUAUAUUAAAAUAUUUGAUAUAUUAAAUUUAAAGAUAAAAAAAGUGGUCAAUCUCAAUUAUUUAAUCAAUAAAUUAAUCAUUGAUUAAUAUCUCCAGUCUUAAUUGUCAAAGCUUUCCUAUUAAAUAUGGUCCAGUCUCUGUUCAUUUUGGCAACAUAUCUUAUUAAGUUCUAUUGAGUUUAGAUAUUCACUAUAAAAUAACAACUCUAAGCUUCAAAGUAAAAUAUUUUUCAGAUUUUAUAAAAAGUGAAUAAAGCUAUAAAAAUUGACUGCUUUUUUUCUUUAUUUUUUAUCAGUGUACAUAAGUUAAAUGAUAUAUAUUCACAAAUUAUUCACUGGAAUAGCUAAUAUUAUUUGUUGUAUUCCAGUCAAUAAUAAAUAGUCUUUUAAAUCAACAUUUAACAGUAGCUUAUGAAGCUAUGUUUUUAACAAAUAAUUUUAAGUGGAAAUAUAAACAGUCCGAGGAUAUUCAAUAGUCCAUUUGAAAUAUUGUUACCAUUGUCCGAUUUAAGAAAACAGAAACCAUCAGCAAAGAGGAUAUAUCUUGUAUUAUUUUUUUGUUUUUUUUUAUUUUAUAGUUAAUAAAAAUUUUAUCAUUAGGAUUUAAUGGCAGAAUACUUAAAAUAUAGGUUUACUAACAUAAAAAUAUAUAUAUGUAUGUUUAUUGCUCAUCUAGCUAUAACUUGAUAUAAUUCAAUCAAAAAAAUUUUAAAAUGUCUCUAUUACAUCUUAAAUUACCUAAGAGGCAUAAGUCAUCAAUGUUAUUAUUUUUUUUUUCUAAGAAAAGAAUAAUUUUUUAAAAAAGAAGAAACAGAAAAAAAAAAUUGAAGUUAAACUUUAAUUUAACCAGAGUGUCUACAAGUUUGGAAAAUGCCGAAUUGUAGGAAAAAUAAAUUAGAUUUUUUUAGAAAUGUUGGUAUUUAAAAAGUUUGUCCAUUAAGUGUUUUUUAAAUUAUAAUUUAUGAAACAUAAUCUGAAAGGCUUAAACAUUGAUUUAUAUUUGUUUGAUAUUAUUUUUAUCUUUUUUAGUCAGGUCACUAAAUACUGGUGCCCAAUUUCUUUCUUAUGAACAUUUUCAUUCCUUAAUCACUCGAUUAAUAUAUCUCAACUUCUUUCUUACACUUUUACAUCUCAUGUAGCCUUGUAGUUAGAAUGUAAACUGAUAACUCAACUCAGUGGAAUCUUGGAAUAUAAUAGGUUCAGUAGGCACCCUGAGUCAUAUGUUAAUGAGUAACUUCAAUUUGAAAAAAAAAAUAAUAGUAAUAAAAUAACUUUUUGGAUUAGAUAGAUGUUAGAAGAGAUAUAGUAACUAUCUUUUAUGACAGUAACCUUGAAGUUACCUUUAUCCUUCUACAUUAUGAGACAACGGAAUAUAUCUUUUGGUAAUGUUAGUUUUUUAUAUUAUUUUUAUAUUGAGGAUGUAGAGUUUUAUAUGGCAGUAUAGAAAUUAUGGACCAGCUGAAAAGAAUGUGGAUGUUCAAUAUGUUAUUCUUCAAUUAAUAAUUUGGUACUCUUUGCCGAUUACGUUGCUGUCUCUUGUAUAUGUUUUAAGAUUUUUCUUUCUUUAGGUGUUGAAAAAUCUACGGAAUCACAACUAAUUAGGCUAACUAAGUGUUUAGCUGUCAUUAGAUAAUGCAUGGAUAUGACUAAUUAACAGCAUAGAAUUAUUACAUUAUCGGUGUAGGGAUAGUAUAGUUUUUAAAAAAGCUAUGUAUAUGUAUAUGUAGUCGAGAUCGUUUAUAAAAAUUAAUACAUGUUAUUAUGUAAUCAAAUAUGAAUUAUAUAUGUUAUAUAAUCCAAAAUAAAAUUUAGGUAAAAAUUAAAAGCAUGUUCUUGAACCAUUUCUAUUCUUGCAUUUAUCAUAUGAUAUUGUAUUGUUUUAUUAAUAAAGCAUUUUUAUUGUUUUCUGUUAUAUUACUUUUUUUUU